Molecule: messenger RNA, 6079 nt
Organism: Athalia rosae (coleseed sawfly)
Lineage: Eukaryota; Metazoa; Arthropoda; Insecta; Hymenoptera; Athaliidae
Product: kinesin-like protein KIF12
Exons: 16
Coding region: 3019-5610 (863 amino acids)
Biological process (GO): microtubule-based movement
Molecular function (GO): ATP binding; microtubule motor activity; microtubule binding
Source: RefSeq, a predicted model, not a curated record
CUAUAAAUAAUAUGCUCAUGUGAGAGAGUUCGAACUAGCGAACUAUCACCUUUGUAUGUACCUGCGGCCCUAAUUAUACCCACUGCUAGUAAACGUCGAGCAAUAUAUUUAGGUAUUUAUUUUUUUCAUGCAUACCCGUUGUCUGGCGAGACGCGACACUUUGAAUUUUUAGUGCGAUAGGUUUAAACUAGAGCUGCGAAAGCCUUAUACAUUUCUCGAUCGAAAUGGCACGCCGUGAUUCCUCCGUUACAUUAUACAUGGAGAAGCCAAAGCGUGUGCCAGACCAUAGCCGCGAUUUGCCUAUCGAUUUCAUCCUGCGAGUUAAAAGAGAAUUCUGCAUAAAAAAAAUAUUUUACAAAUGGAUACAUCGGUGUCCUUAAGGUGGAAAAAUAAUGAACCGUCUCGCAUCGGACAAAUUUUGAAGAAGAUUUAACCGGCCCUGAGCAUCCCUCUGUCCUCCUCUAACUCGCCUUCUCUAUUACCACAGUAUAUACAUGGAUAUGCGUGUGAUGUAUAUGCGUGUGUAAUGUAUAUGUACAUGUAUUCUUGAGAACUCCUCCUUUUUUUCAAUUUUUUUUCUUUUUCCUUGGGUCUCUUCAUACCGUAUACCAUACACACCGCGUUCGGAGACCACUCACUUUCGCCCUGAGGUUACCUACAGCCCGGGGAUCACGAGGAUCGACGAGAUCGCGAUGAUCGAGGACAGGCGGGAAAAUGCCAGCCGAAGAAAGGUGUAUUAUAGGUGUAGAUAUACCUACUUCACUGAAAGUAAUACAGGUAUAUGAACAGGUAUUAUACAUCCUUUCUUUACGGAAGGUGCACCCAAAAAACUAUCUUGAAAGAGCUUAACGUUUUACCGCGUGUUCCUCUUUUGUUGUACGGACAACAACACGGUAAUUAGAUAGGGCCCUGGAAAUACUUAUUCAUUUAUUUGUUCGUUUGUAACGGUGAUGAAAAAUUAUUAUUCCGCGUCUGUUGAGGCUCACGAUGGGCGUUGCCCUUUCAAUAAAAUACUUUAAGAUUCCAUGCACACGACAUACAUUUACGGCAUUUGUAUUUCUUUGUCAUUUCGUCUCUGGUGUAGGUCGUGAGUUUACACGCGAUGCCAUCGCCAUAUUCUGUACUAUAAAUUCCGUUAUGAUAAUUGAUAUGUUUUUACAUGUUAUCCUAAUGGAAACCAAAACUAUUCCCUACUUGUUUUUUUUUUUUUUUUUGAGUGCGAAAUUCAUCAGGAAUCGGAAGCUGCACUAUAGUUAAAAGUAUUUUCAACUUGUUGGAAGAUGAAAUUUCUCCGCCGUAAGCUAAACUCUAGUAAUUAAUCUUCGCUCUCCGUUUAUACGUCGCGUUUCAACCCCUGUGUUUUGUUUUUUAAACUCGCAGGUUGUUCAAAAUGUCUGCCAAUAAAAAUGGAUCUUUAAAAAAAAAAAAAAAGAUGAAAAAGGUACUUAUUGAGGAUAUAGUUUCUCUCAUAUGUAAAUUAUGGAAUAAAAAAAAAUAAAAAUAUAUGCGUGACGAUAGUCCGUUCGGGUGUGCCGUGCGAAAUAGAAUAUGCAAAUGAAAAAGUUGGCGGUUUGAAAUUCGGCGUUUCAACUAAAUUAGAUAUACCUUCCUGUCCUAUCGUCUUCUAUUUCGAUCUCAAAUGUUGUAUACUAAAUGCCAAACUUGGAUAUUCUUUUGAAAAAUAAAAACCACUUUGUUGAUUCGCGUAUAUUGAAAAUUUUCACUCAUGGUCUCGAUCAAGGCUAGAUCAAAAGUAUAUGCAUAUAUCAUGAGCAGACUAAACGCGAAUAACAGGUCAAAACCUCGACCAAACAAUUUCAAAGUCAAGCGAGCGGUAAGCGUGUAUUGAAAGUCUUCACACUCACAAUUACAAAUUGAAUGUGGUGCAAGCGUGUGUAUAGUGUACAAGUGAAAAUAUUUUUUCUAAAAGCAUCUGGUUGCUAUUGAAACACUAUUUUUAACGGCAACGGGUUAUACUACCAGCAUACGUCAACAAGACAUUUAGUUACACCUUCUCCUGUGCAGAAAUUUCUUCUCUAUAUUUUGCUAGAAGAUAUACGCUUUAUGCGUUUCCCUUGCAAAUGUGUAUGUAUGUACAUGGGGCCUUUUUGACAUCUUGGCGAUUUUUUUCGCGACGAAAUGGAAAGACGUUGCACAAUUCAUUCCAGAAUGCUUUUCCUACAUAUUUCUGCGUGAGGAACACAAAUACAUCGAUUGAAUUAAAUUAGGAAUGAAUCCUAUGGACAUAUCCUUGGUUUUUCGAUUUUUAGAUCGAUAAAUUGGCGAUAACUUGAUCAAUUUCAUAAAUAGAUCAAUUUGACUUCUGAAUUCGGAUUCCUGAGCUCAAAAUACACAAGAAUAAUACAUAAAACUCAAUUUAAAAAAAUGUUGAUUUUCGACCCCAUAAUCGAAAAAACUCCAACGGCCCUCGGAUCUUCUCUAUCAGGAAAUCUAAUGAGGUCCGUACCAGACGUGAUUGGUUGCCGAAGAAGAAAAUAACGAAAAUUACAAUCGAUUUCCGGCAUAGUUUUGUUAUUCCAAUGCAUGGCGUCAUCAAGAGUACACGUGGAUAAUUAGCGACGAGCAUUACAUAGGCAUGCGUCGUAUGUAUGACUGUAAUGUCCGGCCGUACCUGCAUUAGGGGUAGUUUGUACGAACAUGUGUUAGUCAAUAUACUACGAAACGAUUUCGAUCGAAUCGACUCCUGGGGCACAGGGACGGCGAUGAGGGGUCAAGUUCUACGCACAAAGUCCGUUCUAUGCCUACUCCCAUUUCAACCCCGUUAGUAUUGUGCGCGCCCUGGCCUUGGUCACACGUUUCAUACUUAUAUGCCUCCAGGAAUUCAACGAAUAUUCAUUGCUGCACGCGUUGACUGAAUAGUGCAUAUCAAAAUGUCGGAAAAUUGGAUAAAAUAACUAUUGUUUUGUUUCGUUUUAUAUACUAUUCAAUGAGAAUUCAAUUUUGUUCAUCCAUCACACCGGGGCUUUGAUCGAGAAAGAUCAAAUAUCGUUUUGACGUAUGGUGCUGCUCAAAACACCGCCGGCCUCCAGAGGCAAUAGUCCUUCGAGAAAGGGAUCGAGUCCUCAAGAGGCUUUGGGAGGAACUCCGGAAGUUCCGAAAGGAAAACAACAAACCCAAAAACGUGGUAGAAAUUCCGUAAGGGGUAGCAGUCCCGGUAGUCAAAGCACCGGGUCCCGAGGGAGCAGUCCUGGAAAAAGUCCUAGCUUUAAAGGGAAGAACAAAAGUACAUUACCAAGGUCGCGGGGAAGCGAAACGGGGAGCAUCGAAAGACAUGAAGCAGGUGACAAGAGGGUAAUUGCCACUCACCAACUACUCCCCGAAGAUAAUAUUAACGUGGUAGUAAGAGUUCGUCCACUCAGUAAUAAAGAGAUUAAGGCUGGUGACGAGUCUGGAGUUCAAUUUCCUGGAAGUGGACAAAUUCAUUGCGAUGCGAUCCCUAACAGUGGUGAUAAAAAAACUAAGGUUUAUUCGUUCAACGUUGUUUUUGAACCGGCAGCGAUUCAAGAAGAUGUUCUCCAAUAUUCCGGUAUCAAAAAGCUCAUUGAAAUGGCAGUUGAGGGAUUUAGUUGCACCGCAUUCUGUUAUGGACAAACUGGAAGUGGAAAAACGCACACCUUGACUGGGCCUCCAGGUUUGUUUAGUAGACCAAAUCCUUACUCCGAAGGUCACGGAUUAGUAUUUCGAUCAUUCGUUUAUCUCUUCAAGUUACUGCAAGAAAGAGAGGCGUGCAAUUUCAUCCUGAAAGCAUCAUUUCUAGAAAUUUACAACGAAAAGGUAAUCGAUCUCCUGAAUCCUGGAUCUAGUAGAAAACCUCUCGCAGUAAGAUGGAGCAAAAAAAUUCGCGGGUUCUUUGUCGAAAACCUCUUCACCGUGGAGUGCGAAGAACUCGACGACCUGCUGGCCGUUUUGGAAGAAGGCAUGAGAAAUCGAUCUGUCGGAUUUCACAACAUGAACGAUCAUUCGAGUCGUAGUCACACAAUACUAACUGUGCAUAUCACUUCCGAACAGCAGAUGGAAAAUGGCGUAUUCAUUUCGAAGCAGGGUAAGAUAAAUUUUGUGGAUCUCGCGGGUAGCGAAAUGACGAAGAAGACUCAAAGCGAGGGAAAAACACUCGAGGAAGCGAACAACAUUAACAAAAGUCUGAUGGUGCUGGGAUACUGUAUCGCUUCGUUGAGCGAUGGAAAGAAAAAAUCCGGACAUAUUCCGUACCGAGAUAGCAAACUGACAAAACUUUUGGCCGACAGUCUUGCAGGAAACGGAGUCACGCUUAUGAUUGCAUGUAUUUCUCCGGCGAGGUCUAACGCGAGCGAGACUAUAAAUACUCUGCGUUACGCUGCACGUGCUAAAAAGAUUCGCACAAAGCCGAUCGUUGUUAUGGAUCCUAGAGAAGCUUUAAUACUUAGCCUGAAACGAGAAGUCGGUGCGCUACAGGCGGAGAAUGAUCAUUUACGUGUUGCGCUAAAUUUGGGUGGUGAUUCCUCUGGCGCAACGCGCGUCGAAUCUAAAGGAGAAAGACGACCGCUUCCAACACCACCCCGAGUAGAUCUCGACAAAUUAUCGGAACUUGAGGGACCAGAACUCGGACAACUAGUUCGAGAUUAUAUAAAUGAAAAUGAGGCACUUCGAAGAGAAAAUGCCGAGCUUUAUGCUACGAGGGAUCAAAUAAUACGUGACCAAGAACAAGUCUGUAGGGAAAAUGAAAGACUAUUGAAGAAAUUGGAAGAUGUUAAUUCCGUUUGCUGUCGCUCUCCCAUCAUUCCGGCGAGACCCAGUUACUCAGCAGAACUUGCGAAUGGUAUGAAUGCGGAUGAUGCGCCUGGAGCUACGAAUGUUUGGACGAAUCCCAACUCGGAUCCUAAUGCUCCUACGUUCACAAUCGCGAAGGAGGUUUCUGUCGGUGGAAGAGGGACUUCUACGCUAGCUCGCGGGAUGCCUGAAAAGGUAUUGAAGGAAUUAGACAAGCGACGAAUUGGGGGAAGUUUCAAUAACAUUGUAGAGGCUUAUAAGGACAAAAGCCAUCAUCGGAGAAAUAACUCUUGGGAUAAUGGAAACGCAAUCGCUGCAGAUAGCCCGGAACAAACAUCUUCGCCGGUUGAAUAUAGCCACCCCAGAAAAACUCCAGGCUUGCGGAGAACCUCGACAGUACCAAAAGAAAAGAGCAGCUCGCCUAUCUCGAAGUUUUCUAAUCAAAAUCCACCCUCAAAAAUUCUGGACGUUCUGACCGGCACAGCUCUUCCAAUCGGGCAUUCUUUGAACGGUACCCCGACCUCGGCAGACUCGGUUCUGAGUGGCCCAUUAACAGAAGGGAAUAUGAAUUCGGCUCCGAAUUCCGCAGACUCUGUAGCUCCAACCGCACCAGCGUUUCCCAUUAUAACGUCAUGUUCCUCAUCUCCAAUUACUUCCCCAGAAUUUGACAAAAUUGUAGAGGCUCCAAACCUUUCCACCCGGAGGUUGCGAUCGCGCCGAGGAACUGGCUCUGCAGGAAUAAAUGGUCCCAAUGGAGUAGCACAUCGAGUCUUCGGAAGCCUAGUUUCCCUUGAUGACGAUGAUCCACACUUUUUGUCUACCUCGUUAGCUGUUACACAUUAAAAGUAUAGGUAGGUGUUUUCUCAGAUUCAACAAAUUCCUAAGCCUGGGCGUUGAUAGAAAAUAGUAUAUUAAUGGAGAUAGAUGCAUACUGAUGAGUUGAGAAGAUAAUUGUUGUGUCUGUAUAGUGUAUGAUAUUAUUGUGACCUCCAACCGCGCUGUAGAUUCCAUCAGCUGUGCACAACGUUUAGUAAUAUUGAUCUUUAGAAUGGGGGUAUUUUUAUCCAAUACAUGUAACACGACUCAGUGCGUGCAUCGCUCAUUUCAUUUAGAUGGGCAUCAUAAACCACGGAGUUCAUAGGGAAUACAGCUUUAAUUUAUUACAAAGAUAGAUACGUGAAUCAAUUAUCAGUUACCAAUAAGAUAUUGUUGAGCAAUAAUCGAUGAAGGAGUGCAAUAUAUGAUAAUCAUAGCAAUAAUACUAUGUACUCAUUUGAACAAUUAAAAUACAGAGGGUGAUAUUGUGCAAUAA